Staurois parvus is the source of this 362-nucleotide messenger RNA. NCBI's taxonomy places the organism in Eukaryota, Metazoa, Chordata, Amphibia, Anura, Ranidae. The record is from the annotation of a GenBank genome assembly.
AUGGGGCCCCCGGGCAAUAGGGGAUCAUGGGGCCCCUGUGUCCUUGGCCAAACUCAAAAAAGCCUAUGAAAAAGGUUCAUCAUACAUAUAUGAAUACCUCUGAUGAUAUUACUAAACAAGAUCUACACCUCCACCUACCAUUGGGUGGAACAACAACAAAAAUACUCAACCAGGGGUGGAAUGACAACUCAUGGGGCCCCCGGGCAAUAGGGGAUCAUCGGGCACCUGUGUCCUUGCCCAAACUCAAAAAAGCCUAUGAAAAAGGUACCAGGGGCAUCUCAUGGGGCCCCCUACUGACCCCGGGCCCUCGGGCAGUGCCCGAGUCUCCAAAUGGUCAGUCCAGCCCUGUGCUCAACUAUGUA